Messenger RNA from Mytilus californianus (California mussel), 1977 nucleotides. Its product is annotated as fructosamine-3-kinase-like. NCBI's taxonomy places the organism in Eukaryota, Metazoa, Mollusca, Bivalvia, Mytilida, Mytilidae. The record is from RefSeq and is a predicted model, not a curated record. The transcript has 9 exons. The coding region runs from base 61 to 1035 and encodes 324 amino acids.
UUUAAUCAAAAGAGAUUCCUUUUGUUGUUUUCAGAGGUAGGAAACUUAACAAAUCAUCUAAUGCUUACAGUUUCCAAGAUCUUAACUGUUAUGUCUAACAAAGAGUUAAAGGAUGUUAUAGAGGAAGAACUACACACCAAAGUAAAUAUACAGGGUAGUCAUGGCGGUGGAUGUAUUAAUGAGGCAGUUACCAUAACAACAGAUAAUGGAGACAGGAUAUUUGUCAAGAUAAAUAAAAAGUUGGAGGCACGAACCAUGUUUGAUGGAGAGUUCAUUAGUUUAGAUGUUAUCCAUGCUAUGGAAGUUGUUAGAGUGCCAAAACCAAUUAAAGUGAUUGAUUUACCAAGUGGUGGGGCUGCAUUUCUAAUGGAAUGUCUAGACAUUCAUGGACUGUCAAAAUAUUCAGCUAAACUAGGUGAACAAUUAGCAAGGUUACAUUUACUGAAUGCAGAAUUGGAGGAAAAAGGAAAAAAGGGUGAAAAAUUUGUUGGUCGAAGUCAAUACUAUAAAUAUAUUGAUAAAUUUGGAUUUUAUACAGACACAUGUUGUGGUUUUUUAAAACAAGACAAUAUGUGGAAAGAUACAUGGCUAGAGCUGUAUGCAAGGAAGAUUGAUUUACAGAUGGAAUUGUUAAAUAAGAAUUAUAGAAAUAAUGAAGCCAGAGAACUAUGGUCACAGCUAAUACCAAAACUACCUAAAUUUUUUGAAGGAUUGGAAAUAAAACCAGCAUUGAUACAUGGUGAUCUGUGGGGAGGAAAUGCUGGGGAAACAUCUUCAGAACCAGUAAUCUUUGAUCCAGCAAGUUAUUAUGGCCAUUCAGAAUUUGAUUUAUCAAUAUCAAAGAUGUUUGGAGGUUUUGGUUCAUCCUUCUUUGACAGUUAUCACAAGUUAAUCCCCCAAGCAGAAGGAUUUAGAAAGAGAAUAGAUUUGUACAAAUUGUUCCAUUAUUUAAAUCAUUGGAACCAUUUUGGUAGUGGUUAUGAAGGAUCCACUUUAUCAACAUUGAGAACAGUACUUCAAUAUGUUUACCCAUGAAUCAGUCUUGAAUGGUGUAAGGCCAUUAACUUAUUACCUUACCUUAGUGCUUUCCUUGAAUUUGUUAUGCGGUAUAGGCUGGCUCUAUAAGUUUAAUUGAUUCAAAAAUAUUGAAAGGAGAUGUAUAUGUUGAAUUUCAAAUGAGAUGAUUUUUCAGAGUUCUUGAAAACUGGUGGUCAGAAGGUUUAGACCACCAAAAUUUGCAAAGAAGCAACACAAUUUUGGCAUUUUCCAAUAGAAAUAAUUGUGAGGACCAGCAGAUUUUCUUCAAGGACCUAAAGGGAAAAAAGAUUUGGAGAACUCUGAUUUUUAUAUGUACAUUUAAGCUGUUGAUUUUUAUACCAUCUGUAGCUUAGAGCUUAAUGUAUUGUUUAUUCAUACUAAUUUGGAUUAGUAAAUAUCAGCUUUGACCAGAAGCAAAUGCAAACCAUGAGAGAUUUCAACAGUUAGGACAGGCAUAUUAAGAAUAUUGCAGGGUUAAACAUCUUAUCUGGGACAGUGGUGUAACAGCACAAUAGAAGAACAAAUUUAAAAUCAGUUGGAAAAGACUUGACUUAUCAGAAUGGCGCUAUAAACACACCAAUCUAGAGUACUCACAAUUUCUGAGAUCUUGUUCAAAUCCAAUUCCAACUAAUUGAUAAAUCAUGGUUUCCCAAACUUGUGGCAUGUUUUCAAUAAACAUGUAAAAUAUUGUAUUUACUAAGCUAGAAAUAUUUUCAAUUUACACAGGGAGUAAAAUUGUUUUUUCGUAGAUGUAUGAAAUUCUGAUGGUAGUUCUUGUUUGUUUGUCAAUUCCUUUAAAAAUUUUCUUUUUUGUUUUAAGAUAUAUAUAUUUGAAAACAUUGUUAACUGUUAUCUAUUUAGCUUUAUAUUAUUUGUUUUUUUGUUUUAAUGAUAUUUGUUUGUGUUCAUAAUUUUUAUAUUAAAAUGUAUGUAACAUGA